Molecule: messenger RNA, 1454 nt
Organism: Tupaia belangeri chinensis (Chinese tree shrew)
Lineage: Eukaryota; Metazoa; Chordata; Mammalia; Scandentia; Tupaiidae
Gene: FCRLA
Product: Fc receptor like A
Exons: 6
Coding region: 326-1300 (324 amino acids)
Biological process (GO): cell surface receptor signaling pathway; immune response
Cellular component (GO): external side of plasma membrane
Molecular function (GO): transmembrane signaling receptor activity
Source: RefSeq, a predicted model, not a curated record
GAUAAAAUAAAUAAAUAACUAAAUCGUUUUAAAUGGAAAAAAAAAUAAAUGAGAGGAGGCCGAGUGGGGCAGGUGAGAGGGGAGGAAGUGAAAAGGGGUAGUAGAGCCCUGAAGGGGGCUGAGGGAGCUGAAGAGCGCACCUGGUGCCCGGCUACUCUACCCCCCAGGAUUAGGAAGUGGGGGUGGGUGGGGGUGGCUGAUAAGGAAGUGACCAGGCCAGGAAGAGUGCAGGGCCGAGAGUGGAAGGGAACAAGGGCGAGCGGGGCAGGACAGGAGUGAAGGAGUGAGCACACCUGCAUGUCAUACUGCGGCUGGCUUCCUGCAGAUGCAGUGUGAAGCAGCUGCCCGGGCGGAGGAGCACAGCUGCCACAGCGCGGAUGCCGGCGCAGGUGCGAGUGAGGCUGACUUCAGGAGCUACUCGUUCAGCCAGCCCUUCCAUCUGAUCGUGUCCUACGACUGGCUGAUCCUUCAAGGCCCCGCCAAGCCUGUAUUUGAAGGGGACCCGGUGGUUCUGCACUGCCGGGCCUGGCAAGACUGGCCCCUGACUCAGGUCACCUUCUACCGAGAUGGCUCAGCCCUGGGUCCUACGGGACCCAGCCGGGACUUCUCCAUCGCUGCGGUGCAAGAGGCAGACAGCGGGAACUACCACUGCAGUGGAGUCUUCCGGAGUCCUGGUUCUGGGAGCCUGGAAACAGCGUCCGCCGUGGCUAUUACCGUCCAAGAACUGUUUCCAGCUCCAGUUCUCAGAGCCACACCCUCAGCUGAGCUCCAAGAGGGAAGCCCAGUGACCCUGACCUGCCAGACAAAGCUGCCCCUGCAGAGGUCAGCCGCCCGCCUCCUCUUCUCCUUCUACAAGGAUGGAAGGAUGAUGCGAAGCAAGGGCCUCUCUGCAGAAUUCCAGCUACCCACGGUCUCAGAAGCGCACUCUGGGUCCUACUGGUGUGAGGCCGCCACCGAGGACAACCAAGUGUGGAAACAGAGCCCCCAGCUGGAGCUCCGCGUGCAGAGUCCCUCCAGCUCUGCUGCACCCCCCACCUUGAAUCCUCCACAACCGAAAUCAGCUGCCCCAGACACCGCUCCUACAGAGCCCCUGGAAUCCCGGCCUCCGCUGCCCACCCCUUCUGCUGUGGACCCAGGCUUCUCUCCUCUGGCGGUACCAGACCCUCACCUGCAUCACCAGAUGAACACUCUGCUCAAACACAUGCAGGAUGUGAGAGCUCUCCUCGGCCACUUGCUCAUGGAGCUGAGGGAACUGUCUGGUCGUCUGAAAACCGGGCCAGCAAAGUCUCAAGCCCAAUAGAAGCCAACAGGUCAUCUAUGAUAUCGCCACCCGCCCCCAAUAAAUACCACUCUUUGUACAUUGUCUCUCUGUCCUGCACAUAUGCAUAAUAGUUGUACAAGUUACCUGAGCAUUCUCUAAGAAUAAUGGACAUAGGUCAGUAUUCUAUAAAUAA